CGAUGUAACAAGUCGAUACCUUCGUGGUUCUACAACAUAUGGACGGCCCAAUGCAUUGGUUUCAUCUACAGUGGCUGUGGCGGAAAUUUGAACAGAUUCAAAACGGAGGAAGAGUGCAACAAUGUCUGCUUACGCCCAAAUAAGCCAAAGGACAACGUCUGCAGCUUGGAAGCGAAUUCCGGUCCUUGCAAAGGAUAUAACCCACGGUGGACCUACGACCACGAGAAGGACAUAUGCCGGGGAUUUGUGUACGGUGGUUGUAAAGGCAACGCGAACAGAUUUGAAACGUGCAUGGAGUGCAUGAAAAGGUGCAGUGGAAGAGAGGGUCAUUUGCGUCAUUGCAUUCUACUGACGCCGAAAUUCAACGACAAGUUUUACAGGGCAUGGGAGCCCGAAUAAAUUGCUUGGCUUUACGUUAAAACGGCAUUUUUUGUUGUUCAAGUACUUAUUAUGAAGAAUAAAAUUAUGUGAAGCGUUUUAUAGCUGCA
Molecule: messenger RNA, 488 nt
Organism: Rhipicephalus sanguineus (brown dog tick)
Lineage: Eukaryota; Metazoa; Arthropoda; Arachnida; Ixodida; Ixodidae
Product: carboxypeptidase inhibitor SmCI-like
Exons: 3
Molecular function (GO): serine-type endopeptidase inhibitor activity
Source: RefSeq, a predicted model, not a curated record